GGGAGGGUGUGCAUGUGCAAGUUCCAUGUCUACAUCGUAUGGCUGAGGACCCAUUUAUAAACCAAUACCAGGUCACUGGGGAAGUCACACAACACUCACGACCACAGAGAGACAGAGAAAAACACCUGCUCCAAACAGCCCAGUCUACCAUUGAAGAAUCUAUCCUCUCUCCUCCUUUUUUGCUCACUCGUUCAUUUACCUCCUGGGACAUGAUGUGGAAACCACUGGUAUUAGCUGUGUGUCUGUUAGUGGCUGGGGUGCAGGGGAUGGAGCGCCCCAUGUAUGGAGUGAAGCUAUGUGGCCGGGAGUUCAUCCGGGCGGUCAUCUUCACCUGUGGAGGAUCUCGCUGGAGACGGUCACUCGGGAGUGCAGGAGACUUCCCUCAGGACCCUUUCAGCUCCCAUGACGAGGACUCGUCUGAAGGCUGGAACUCAGACUCCCAGGUCCCAGAGGGUCCCUUCCAGCAUGUCCAGGAGGGUGGGGUGUUCAUCAGCAGGCCAGCCCGCUCCCUCAUCUCAGAGGACAUACUGGAGGCUCUCCGUAUGUCAGACCGUAAGAGCCGUGAUGUGGUGGUGGGCCUGUCCAACGCCUGCUGCAAGUGGGGCUGCAGCAAGGGAGACAUCAGCUCCCUUUGCUGAGAAUCCACCCCAUUCUCUCUCCUCCCAUGCACACACAUAGCCCUACACAUACCUGGUAUUUUCUCAUCUCUCUCUCUCUGUUUUUCUAACUGCUCUCCAGAGUGUUUCCGAGUUAAAGUAUCAUGUUAACUGUUCAGGGAGAAUAUAACCUUAUUCUCCAUAUAGACCCAGUCGGUAUUAGAUUGAACGUCAUGACACUACCUGCCUGUAAAACAACCUGUGUUUACCUAGGUUUCCCCAUUGACUCACAGCAAAAACGUUAUCUUUUUCAAACGCAAUUUUCUUAUUGUCUGCUUGUUUUAGUCAAUUACAAAACUCCAUUUACAAAAAGUACAACAUGUCUAAAGAUUACUUUUCAAUAUUGCCUCUCCCUAGCGUUCAUACUACUUAGAAAAAGGUAAUAUUGUGGGGCUUCCCUUAUUAUGCUUUUUCCAUGACAAUGCUAGCAGCAAUUUGAGUGACAGCUAGCUACUGACCGGAACAUUAAGCUAGCCAAGACCAAUAACACAAACAAUCUGACUAUCCAGCUAGUGGAAUUACAAACGGACAGUAUGAGCUAAACAAGUUAAAUGUGUUAACCGUGAUGAAAUGUUUUCCACACACAUACCUACGUAUAGCCUUCUUGGACACCGCGUCCCCACAUUUCCCACACCGAAUAGCCUGAAGCCACAGGGCUCUUCUCCCAGGCUCUAUUUCCCAACGUGGGACCAUUGCGAACCAUUGAUCGGAAUUUCAGCGGGUUUUCCCCAAUUUAUGGGCGUGGUCUAGGGGAAUUCCUUAUUAUUAUGUCAUUACCGACUGGGACUGAAUACCGAUAUCUUCCUGUCUCUAUACGUGUGGAAUGUGGCUACCUGUGAUGAAAUGUGGUUUCCAGACCACUUUCUCCAUGGCUGUUUUUGGAUCCUUCCUACUUUUUGCCUCACUGUCAUCAUUCACAUAUUUUUAAUUUUUAAAUCUGUCAAAUCUGUUUAAUUUUGUAUUAUGAACCUGUUAUAAAGGUUUUAAUAAAGAUUUGAUUUGCUUAACA
Messenger RNA from Oncorhynchus gorbuscha (pink salmon), 1665 nucleotides. RefSeq names its product relaxin-3-like. Lineage: Eukaryota; Metazoa; Chordata; Actinopteri; Salmoniformes; Salmonidae. The transcript is spliced from 2 exons. Gene Ontology annotation, molecular function: hormone activity. The record is from RefSeq and is a predicted model, not a curated record. The coding region runs from base 39 to 638 and encodes 199 amino acids. Gene Ontology annotation, cellular component: extracellular region.